Messenger RNA from Daphnia magna, 2052 nucleotides. Its product is annotated as E3 ubiquitin-protein ligase sina. NCBI's taxonomy places the organism in Eukaryota, Metazoa, Arthropoda, Branchiopoda, Diplostraca, Daphniidae. Gene Ontology annotation, biological process: multicellular organism development; proteasome-mediated ubiquitin-dependent protein catabolic process. The record is from RefSeq and is a predicted model, not a curated record. Bases 387 to 1745 code for a protein of 452 amino acids. The transcript has 3 exons. Gene Ontology annotation, cellular component: cytoplasm. Gene Ontology annotation, molecular function: ubiquitin conjugating enzyme binding; zinc ion binding; ubiquitin protein ligase activity.
UCCACAAUUUUCUGUCGUCGUCAGUAGCAUUUUAUGCUAAUUUAAAAGCUUUGUUUAUUUCGAUUUGUCGUUCAAAGAUGAAACGCUAUUCCGACAAUUUCAGCCCUGGCCGCUGGAAACGAAUUUGUCCUCCGGCCCAAGAUUCCGACAGUGACAGUUCGUCAGAUUCCGACAGCCCCAUAGAUAGUGAGUUUUGGGGAAUUAUAUUAGAUAACUGAAUAAAAUUUUUUUUCUUUUAUGCCCAUAUUUUUAUAUCAUUUCUACAACCUUCAAUUUACAGAAGGCUGUUUGGUUACGGGGCUCCCAACUGCACACAUUGCGGCUAUCCUAACCUGGUUUGUUCCUGCAGUCUGCGACAGAAGCUCACCACCAGUUCAAGGCAGUCCAUGAUUCUGCUUGAUCCUGUUGACUCCAUUGAGAGAGUUGAAGGUCCAGCUGGAGGUAAUGGUACUAGUCAUGCCAGUUCCAGCAGCAGCAAUGGCAAUAGCAAUAGCAGUAGCAGCAGUAGCAGUUACCAGCCAAGCCUCAGCAGUGGAAUAACAACAACCGGACAUUCAGACACGAGCAAUGAAAGGUCUUCUGCUUCCUUCCGGGCAUCUACCAGCAUUCAGCAGUUUAGAGUUCGUCCAGCCCCAAGAUCAACCGUCAAUUACAAUAGACAUGAAUUAGGGUUGUUUUCUGAUGAAGAUGACACAAUAAAUCUGUUUGAACCACCAAAAAUGCAGGAUUUCUCACAUGGUAACAGACCAAGGGAAUCAUCAGAAUCUUCCAUAGAAGUAAUAGCAUCUCCUGCUACUGUCGAUGCUACUACUUCAUCUGCUGCUACUGUCGAUGUUACUAUCUCAUCUGCUGCUAAUGUCGAUGCUACUACCUCAUAUGCUGCUACUGUCGUUGCUACUACUACCUCAUCUGCUGAACGAGAAACUAAUAAGGAAUUAGAUGAAUUUAACGCCCGGCUCUUGAGCUUAAUCGAAUGCCCCGUCUGUUUGGAACCGAUCUCUCCACCAGUCCAUCAAUGUCGUCGGGGCCAUCUGGUCUGCGGUAAAUGCAAGAGCCAAUUAAACCAAUGCCCCACGUGUCGGGACCGGAUGUCGGAAAUGAGGAACUUUGCCGUAGAACGGAUGGCUGAAUUGCUGAAAUAUCCUUGCCGGAACGCUGGACUGGGAUGCCCGGUAGCGAUUUUAUUUUCUGGCAAAAUCGCCCACGAAUUAGCCUGCCCGUUCCGGCACUACAACUGCCUCUUCCGUACGUGUUCGUGGACGGGUUUUCAGCAGGAGAUGGUGCCUCACUUGCGCUCGACCCAUUCGCUCCGUUUCCUGGAAGGAAGUCGCCAGGAGAUCGACGUGGAACUCAACUCGCCCACCCUCUUCUACACCGAUUGGGCGCUUUCGUGUUUCGGUCGCAUCUUUCGUCUCAACGUUUUCCAGCACAUACCCAACUCAAUGUUUUACGUGUCUGCUUAUUUGGUGGGCAGUAGAGGUCGAUCUGAUGAAGUUGCAGGCCGCUCCGAAUCGGAUUUCACUUACACUGUGACGGUAAACGGUUCGCUGGGUCGGCGGGCCUCCUACACUCGGCAAACACACGCCGAAUCGACGCGUACGAGUCAAUUGUGCCACUCUGAAGAUUGUUUCAGCAUCCGUGGCGACAAAUUGGUGCAUUUCACUCGCGACAGAGGGAGUAAAUUGCGAUUGCACGUCGAAUUGCAACAAUUGGAAACAACAAGUCACACUUUCCAGGACAACUAGAGUAAACCAAAACAAACAAACAAAAGAGAUGUCGCAUGUUUUCUUUUCCGUUUUGCUCGUCUUACAGGUGGGCAUUUAUUGAAUUUGUAGUAAAAGCACUUUAAGUUGUUUCCUGCUAAACUUUCUCCUUCGCUAUAUAGAUUUUGUUUUUUUGUUUCGUCUUUUUGCGUUGGCGUCACCUCUAUUUUGUAUUUCUCAAAUUCGAAAGUUUUACGCGUUCCUUGUUUGUGUAUCAACGCUAUAUGCAGGACGGCGCUCUGUGUGAGAUUACCAGAACAACUGGAAUAAAUUAAGAAUGAAAUUCUAA